UUUAGAACUUCAUAGCGGGACGUCCGCGCACCGUUAACGUGACCAACUUGGUGGUAGUAUACCCCGCUAACAAUUGCUGCCGCUGCUUUCUUUGUGGUGAGACCUUCUCCGGCUUCCAGAGCAGUAUCAAGCGGCAUUACCAGCUGGUGCAUCCGGAACUCGUUUUGCCACGCCCACCAGACAGCGGGAUCCCGGCAGAGGUUAUGGACCCACGGCACAGUAGCCAGAAGCCGGAGGAUCCAGAUGUAGUUGAUAUAGUGGAGCUCUCAGACGAUGAACUGAUCGAUGCCGAUGAGAUGAGCUUCUCACAGGCACUUAACCAGACAUCGCCGGUGACUUCAGCGACCUCGUCAAUGAGGAGCACACCUUCGGAUGCAACGACUGCCUCCUCUUCAGCAAUCGGAGCGUGCACGAACGCGUCUGUAGAAGACGCCUACUUUCUACAAUAUCUGGGCAACAAGUUUGGGCAUUAUUCCACACGCACCAAGCAUAUGGUUCAGUUCCAGAUCAAUCAAAUUUUGUACAAGGCCGAUAUGGGCUGCGCCGAGGAAGGUGAAACCAGAAAGUGAAAUUUAUCAAAAAAUUGUCUAGCA
Molecule: messenger RNA, 593 nt
Organism: Drosophila guanche
Lineage: Eukaryota; Metazoa; Arthropoda; Insecta; Diptera; Drosophilidae
Exons: 2
Coding region: 204-569 (121 amino acids)
Source: RefSeq, a predicted model, not a curated record